Glycine soja is the source of this 1936-nucleotide messenger RNA. Its product is annotated as protein FRA10AC1-like. Lineage: Eukaryota; Viridiplantae; Streptophyta; Magnoliopsida; Fabales; Fabaceae. Bases 881 to 1621 code for a protein of 246 amino acids. The transcript is spliced from 14 exons. Gene Ontology annotation, molecular function: phosphatase activity. Gene Ontology annotation, biological process: dephosphorylation. The record is from RefSeq and is a predicted model, not a curated record.
UCUGACUCCCACCGCUUCAUCUCCCACGGUAGCAUCUCCUCCAUCUAAAGCUGCAGCUCCAACUCCGAUGGCUACACCUCCCGUAACCACUCCUCCUGCGGCUACACCACCGAAAGGUCAUGGAGUUCCUCCUCCGCAGUUCUGUCCUCGAUUCUGUCAUCAAGAAAACCCUAACCGCCCUCCCUCUCUCCCCUGUCAAACCCCGCCUCAAGAAAACCCUCCUCCUCCGCACCCUUCAAACCCUCAUCCGUACAACCACAGUAUCGGCAAGAAGCGUGGGAUCUCUGGUUUCUGAAAUUCCUAUGCUGUGAGCGUUUGAGAGAUUUGUUUUUUUUGUCUCUUUCUAUUUGUUCUGGAUGAGGAGUGUGUUGAAUUUUGUGGAGGAGAAGUUUUUGUGCUAGCGAGGGUGUGUUGAAAUUCAGAAGAUGUAAUAGGAUAGAGCCUGACGAAAACUAGCAAGGAGGGAGGUUUUUGGUAUUUUUUGGACAAGCUGCAGGAUGCCUUCUGAAAUCAUGGAGAAGAGGGGUGCUUCUGCCCCAUCUCGCGUGUAUCCAUAUUUAUGUUUUUGGGAGCAAGAUUGGCACCAAUGCUGCCUCACGUGACUGUUUUAUUAUUACUGCCAUAUGUUUUGCUUGUUUAAUUGCUUGCAUGCCUGUUUUUAUGCUUUGCUUAUAGAUCUAUUGGGUGUGUAGACAAAAAGGAUCUAUUGCAAUUUUUAGAAAGCUUAAGGGCCUCACCUGGAUCUAAAGUUUAAGGUGACUUCUUCAAAAGGAGGUGCAAUUUUGCGUGAUGGAAGAGAAAUACUUUUUCAGCGAAAGGGCAAAACAAAGUAUAAGACCUUGCUUUGAUUUGCUUCCCUUUUCUUGUUGUCGUGUCAACCAUGGCGUCGUUUGGGUCUCUGAAAUCCACCAUUUUCGAAAAAGAAGAGAGAAAACAGCAGUAUCAGUCGCAUAUUCGAGGCCUCAAUGCAUACGACCGUCACAAAAAAUUCAUGGACGAUUACGUUAAAUUUUAUGGAAAAGAAAGACCGUCAAACCUAAAGUUGCCUAUUAAAACAGAUCAAGAUACACUAAGAGAAGGAUACAGAUUCAUCCGGUCAGAGGAAGAUGAUAUGAAUCCAUCGUGGGAACAAAGGCUGGUGAAGCGUUAUUAUGACAAGCUUUUUAAGGAAUACUGCCUAGCUGACAUGUCACAGUACAAGAGUGGUAAGAUUGGUCUCAGGUGGAGGACAGAGAAGGAAGUCAUAUCUGGCAAGGGCCAGUUAAUAUGUGGUAACAAGCAUUGCAAUGAGAAAGAUGGGUUAGCAAGCUAUGAGGUGAACUUUUGUUACUUUGAAGCUGGAGAAAACAAACAAGCCCUAGUUAAAUUGGUAACAUGUGAGAGGUGUGCAUUCAAACUCAACUACAAGAGGCAAAAAGAAAAGGAGCUGUUAGAAAAAAGACAAGAAGAACAGGAUAGACGAAAGAGGAAUCGUUCAAAGAGUGAUGAUGAUCUAGAUGACUUCCAAGAAAGCAAAGAGAGAAGGCGGAAAGGGAAAAAGGCUUUGACUUCAGCCAGUGAUCAUAAAAUUGAUGACGAUGAUGAUAACUUAGAUGAGUUUCUUGAGGGGAUGUUUCCGUGAUCUUGGCUGAUUUGAUUGCCAUACCUGAAAAGUGCUUCCAGGCGCCAAAGCUGGGCAAAUAGAAACGGUUAGGCAGUGGUGGAGACAAGUGGGUGAUCUGUAGGUAGAUGUCUAAAAUAUAGGAAACAUGGUGACCAAAUGGUUCUUGACAAAAUUAUUCACCCUGUUGUAUCCUUCAAAAUUAUGUCCAUUUAUGCAGACUAUAACAGUUCAGCAUGCUAGUUGAGUUUCUAUUAUGUACAGUUUGUAUAGUCUUUUCAUCUGCCAAUAAUGAAAAUUGCGUAGCUGAAUGAGCUGCUGCUUGAUUAUCAUGAA